AUGGCUGUGACACGGGCUGGUUUUGAAAUGUCUCCGCUUGGGAAGGACCCUCUGGAAGCCUUGAGGACUCUGGCCUUUUCAGAAAACCCAGGUCUGCAGCAGUCUGCUGCCCUCUACUACUUGCACGUGAGUCAGCACAUGAAUGUUCCCCUGCCUGUUGAGCAUCUGGAACCCUUCUAUGCCUUGCUACGUUCUGCUGACCUGGAGGUGCAGCAGAUGUCUUCCUUGUCCCUUGUGAACUUCUUGCUGGAAGGAAACAUUGACAAAGAAUUGGUUGUUGAGAUGGGUUUACUUGAGCCAAUUCUGGACCUACUGGAGUCAGAGGAUCCCACUGUCCAGUGUAACUCCUGUGCCUGCACCAUGACUUUGGCUGUUUCAGAGUCCAACCGGGAAGCCAUUGGUGCUGCUCGAGGAGUGACACCCCUGCUGUCUCUUGCCAAUUCCUACGAUCCCAGGGUCCAGCAAAAUGCAGUUGGGGCUAUCCUCAACCUCACAAGAUCAGAGAAAAUCCAACAGGUCCUGUGCAAGGAAGGAGCCCUGCCAGUUCUUGCAUUGCUGCUGGAAUCUCCUGACUCAGAAGUGCAGUAUUACAGCUGUGCUGCCCUGAGCAACGUGGCAGCCAAUGCUCAGCACCACGAAGCCUUGCUGAGCCCUGCCAACAGGUUCCUGCUGCGGACACUCAUCUCUCUCCUGUCCUCUGCUGUGGACAAGGUUUCCAGCCAGGCAUGUGUUUGUCUCAGAAAUUUGGCUGCCAGUGCAGACAUCCAGGCGGAGAUGGUUGCAGAGGCCGUGCUGCCCACGCUGUGCUCGCUGCUGGCGUCGCGCAGCCAGGACGUGCGUCGCGCAUCGGUCGCGCUGCUCUGGAGGCUGUCCCAGCACCCGCACAACCAGGAGGCUCUGGCGUGUGUGGAGCUGCUGCAGAGCCUGGGGAGGCUGCUGGCAGAACACAGAGGAGACCCUGUGAUUGUUGGCCACGCUGCUUGUAUCAUCACAAACCUGAGCCUGGCCACACACACACAGGGUAUCAUUGAGAGCCCAUGUGUUGAAGGUCUCCUCCAGACCAUGCUUUCUACUGACCUUCAAGAAGACUCUCUUCAUUAUGUGACAUCUUGCCUUGCUGAGCUGGCCAAACAAGAAGGAGCCACAUUACGCAUGGUCCAGUGGAUGGAUGAACCCUUGACAAAGUGCUUGGUGAGCCUGGCUGGCCAACUGGAACAUGCUGAGCCAUCCUUUCAAGCUGCCUCCAUCAUCCACCACAUGAUAGGUCAUGAAAAGAUGCUGCUGCUGUUGAGGGGUCACACGGCAGAGAUUCAGGCCUAUCUCCAGAACUUCCUUACCCACCAGGAGAUCCGCUUCCAGCAGCUCGGAAUCUCCACCCUGUGCAGGCUGCGGGCAGACCCAGAAUUUUCAUUAGCAUUCAGAAAAAGCCAAAUGGCCACACUCCUUGAGCAAGUCCGACAACAAACAGAAGAAACUCAAGAGCUUCUCAGGGCAGCGAUUUGCCAGGACGAGAGUUAA
Molecule: messenger RNA, 1518 nt
Organism: Chaetura pelagica (chimney swift)
Lineage: Eukaryota; Metazoa; Chordata; Aves; Apodiformes; Apodidae
Product: vacuolar protein 8-like
Exons: 14
Coding region: 1-1518 (505 amino acids)
Biological process (GO): nucleus-vacuole junction assembly
Molecular function (GO): protein-membrane adaptor activity; protein binding
Source: RefSeq, a predicted model, not a curated record